AUGAGAAUUUUAACCCUACUGCUAGGCAUUGGCCUUUUGACCAGUUGCUUUGUUCGAAGCGAUGCCGCUGAAGCCUGCACUGGAUCACAAACUCCAGAAGCCGAUGACUGCACGGAUUGUUCCUUAGAAGACAAUAAGGAAAAAGAAGAAUGUGUAGCAUUGACCGACACCACUACCACCACCACCACCACCACCACCACCGCAGCGCCAGGAUCGACACCAUCAACUGAAGCUGGAAAUUCUAAUACAGGAAGCUCUACACCAAAUUCUGAAAAUUCGACAACCGAGGCAAACAAUAGCGCAAGAGACAAGCACGCCGUAGAGCCGCACGGAGACGUAGGCAGGCCAGAAGGAGAAGAAGACAACGGAGGCAAAGAAGGCGGCAGCAAAACAGAAGGAGGCAAGGCUAACACAGCUUCAAACAAAACUUGGAAUUUUCCAAAGAACAUUUUGAAAAUAAAUUGA
This is a messenger RNA of Drosophila willistoni, 465 nucleotides long. RefSeq lists its product as uncharacterized. NCBI's taxonomy places the organism in Eukaryota, Metazoa, Arthropoda, Insecta, Diptera, Drosophilidae. The transcript is spliced from 2 exons. The coding region runs from base 1 to 465 and encodes 154 amino acids. The record is from RefSeq and is a predicted model, not a curated record.